Effrenium voratum is the source of this 1935-nucleotide messenger RNA. The record is from the annotation of a GenBank genome assembly. NCBI's taxonomy places the organism in Eukaryota, Dinophyceae, Suessiales, Symbiodiniaceae.
AUGCUCGUGAAUGGCCACCAGAUUCACUCAGCGUCUACUUCAAGCGCGGGGCGGGUGAAUUUUGAGAGCUCAGGCUACAACUGCUGCCUCUUUGCUUACGGGCAGACGGGUACCGGGAAGACCCACACGGUGCACGGUGAUUGGCAAAGCCAAGAGCAUCGCGGACUACUUCCACGGCUGGCCGAAGGCCUCUUCGAGCGCUUGGGUAAGCUGGAAGGCAGCAGCUCGAGGGUACGCAUCUCCUACAUAGAGGUGUACAACGAUCGGCUCCGAGACCUCCUGAGCCCAAGAUCGGAAUUCGAUGGUUCGCCGCGGAAAGCGGUGCCUUCCGGUCCAGGCAGGCUAGAGAUACGAACUCAUCCAGCAGUGGGUGUCUAUGUGGAGAACCUGCAGGAGUUGGCAGUGGACUCCUUUCGUGACGUGGCGCGACUGGUGGCGAAAGGGGAGAAGUCCAAGAAGGUAGAAAGGACCACCAUGAACCAUCGCUCCAGCCGGUCCCACACGAUUUUCACCUUCAAGGUGGAGGUCCGGAAGUCGAGCCCGGAGAAGAAUAGCAUGGCCACCAUACAGAUCGUGGAUUUGGCGGGGCGCGAGAAUGAGCAGACCUCGGAGUGCAAGGGCGAGAGGUUCCAGGAGCUGAGGUUUAUAAAUCGCAGCCUGUUCGAGCUGGCCAACUGCAUCCAUGCCCUCUGCGAUGGCAACCGGGAGCACGUUCCCUUCAGGAACUCCAAGCUCACCAUGCUGCUCUCAGACAGCCUGACCAACAACAGCCGCACCACGCUGCUGGCGACGUUGACCCCUAGCCCUGGAGGAUUCGACGAGAACAUCCUCACCUGCCGCUUCCUGGAGUCAACGGGUGCGGUGCCCGAGCUUACAUGGAUGAUACCUUUGCAGGAGCGACUGGCCUCUUGCAUCGCGGACAUCCAUGAGCCCACUGACCUACAGUUCAAGCUUUGCACGACAGUGUUUAGGAUGUUGAGGACCUACGACGGAACGGAGCCUCUGGCCCUGUGGCUGGACGAUGAAAGCUUUGUGUCCUAUUGCCCGGACGUUUGCGAUGCGGGGAUCUUCCACCAGCUUUCAGAAACACUGGCCCUGGUAGCCUCGUCCGCACCGCGGCCUCCAAAGGACACGUCCGCUGCCAAUGACCGCAGCCAGUUCUAUGCCGCGGGCACCUUCGAGGAUGCCGCGCUGGAAGCUGCCCAGCGCUUCCGCUUGAACCCCCGCUGGUGCCUGGCGGGCCGCGCGCUGCAGGGCCAGCAUGUGGAGAGUGUCUUGGUGUUGCGAGACUUGGUUGAGAAGGAAACGCGACGGACCUUGGCCGCUAUUCCACAACUCAGCGCGCAUUUGGCGGAGAUGCCCCUCUUCAACAGCGUGCUGGUGAAUCACUACAUGGACGGCCAGGCUCAAAUCAAGUGGCAUGCUGAUGACGAGAACUGCUACGGCUGCCCUGACCAGAUUCUCAUUGGCUCUCUCUCCCUGGGGGCGCCCCGGCGCUUCGAGCUUCGCCGCAAGCCGCGGAAGGGGGAUGCGGACCGCAGCGCGCAGGCGCGGCAGAGUAUCCUGCUGCAGCCGGGCUCGCUGCUGAUCAUGGCAGGCGCCACGCAAGCGAGAUGGCAACAUUGCUUACCACCAGAUGACACCACCGAUCCGCGCAUCAACCUCACCUUCCGGCGGAUCUGUGGGGACCUGCGCCGCGGCGAGCUGCCGGAGAAGGAGCAAAAAAAACAGCGGGCGAAGCGGCGAAGUCGCAUCACCACCCAGCCGGUGGUGAACCGCUUUGCGGCUGCGGAGGUGGCCAAGACUCUCCAGGCUGAGAUCGCCGACCUGCAGUCGGGCUUGGCCGAGGGUGAGGCCUUGUCUUCAGCGGUCACAUUGCUGCGGCAGUUCAGCUUGGUCUGGGCGGAGGACAACACAGCCCAGGACUGCAAAUGA